AACUCUCAGUCUUCUCGAUGUAGCGUAUCGCAUAAGGCUUUUUUGUUUUUUCCAGCAAGCCCCUCUCGCCAUAGUAUCUCCGAGUGGAGGAUGCAGAGCAUUGCUAGAGAUUCAGAUGACAGCUCAGAUGAUGAAUUCUUUGAUGCACAUGAGGACUUGUCUGACAAUGAAGAAAUGUUCCCGAAAGAAAUAACCAAAUGGAGUUCCAAUGAUCUGAUGGAUAAAAUUGAAACCCCCGAGUGUGAUGAUGUCCAGGGUGACUUGUAUCACGAGACAUCUGCAGAGUACCACGUUGGCUCCAGUGUGGAGAGGCUCAGCAUCAUUGAAGAUGAAUCAGUGCAGCCAUUAAUGCAGCCAAGUAAAAUCCAUGUCCUCCUCUUGGUACUCCAUGGAGGGAACAUCCUGGACUCAGGAAGUGGUGACCAGAGCUCUAAGCAAGGGGAUGUCAACACCAUCACGACAGUAUUUGACACAGUGAUGAGGGUACAUUACCCAGCUGCUCUUGGCCACAUUGCCAUCAGGCUAGUCCCUUGCCCAGCCAUCUGCUCUGAAGCAUUUUCACUGGUGUCCAGCCUCAGCCCAUAUAGUUAUGACGAAGGCUGCCUGUCCAACAGCCAGGAUCACAUUCCCCUUGCUGCACUCCCUCUGCUAGCAACAUCAUCCCCGCAGUACCAAGAAGCGGUAGCUGCAGUCAUCGUCAGAGCCAACCAGGCCUACAGCGAGUUCAUCAGAUCCCAGGAGGGCAUGUCAUUCAACGGCCAGGUCUGCUUGGUAGGGGACUGUGUUGGAGGAAUCCUGGGAUUUGAUGCCUUAUGCUACAGCAAUCAGACUGUAUCUGAGAGCCAGAACAGCAGUCGGCGAGGAAGCGUUGUGAGUGUCCAGGAUACCGACCUGCUGUCUCCUGGAAUAACGGUGAACAACAGCUAUUGUUCCAGCGGCUCUAAUCUGGAAGCCAGCAGACACCUCAGCAGGAGCAACAUUGAUAUUCCCCGUAGCAACGGAGAAGAUCCAAAGAAGCAGCUGCCACGAAAAAGGAGUGAUUCAUCAACCUAUGAACUGGACACGAUAAAGCAGCAUCAAGCCUUUCUUUCAAGUUUACAUUCCAGUGUUCUGAGAAAUGACCCAGGAUCCAGGCGAUCUAGUAGCUCUACUAUGUUGGAUGGAGGAAAUAUUGGAAAGUUUGAAUUUGAGAUCACUGACUUCUUCCUCUUCGGUUCACCCUUGGGUCUGGUCCUUGCACUGCGAAAAACUGUCAUUCCAGCUCUUGACAUCUUUCAGCUCAGACCAGCUUGUCAGCAGGUCUAUAACCUGUUCCACCCUGCAGACCCAUCUGCUUCACGCCUCGAGCCUCUUUUGGAGAGGAAGUUCUACCUUUUGCCCCCCUUUAAUAUUCCCCGUUACCAGAGGUUCCCGCUGGGUGAUGGCAAUUCUGCUGUUCUGGUUGAGACAAUCCAGAACAAUCCCAUCCUCCUCAUGGAAAGUAGCCCUCUGGGUGCUCUCCAGCACCAGGACAGCUUCAUGGAAACAAGUAUCCCCGUUCCCGUACUGAAUUGGCAAGAUGUUUCCAAUAAAAGUGCUGGUUUUGCUGAGUCAGAUGUUGUUCAGUCUCAUGGUGCCGUCUUCAUGGAAAGCGCGUCCCUGUCCACCCCCAUUUCAGCCCCUCAGUUCAGGGGCUUCCGGAGAGCCAGUGAGAUCAGCAUUGCCAGCCAGGUCUCAGGAAUGGCAGACAGUUACACUGCUUCCAACAUAGCCAACAUUGCUGCCAAAUGGUGGGGAACCAAAAGGAUCGACUACGCGCUCUACUGUCCUGACGCUCUGACGGCUUUCCCGACGGUCGCUUUGCCGCACCUCUUCCAUGCGAGCUACUGGGAGUCCACAGACGUUAUGGCUGAUGUCUUGACUGGAUCUGUCCUUCCGCAGGUGAUGAGGCACGAGAACUCGAGCGUUUUGGAGCUGGAUGGGAAGGAGGUGUCUGUCUUCACCCCCUCCAAGCCCCGUGAGAAGUGGCUCCGGAAGAGGACGCACGUGAAGCUCCGGAACGUCACAGCCAACCACAGGAUAAACGACACCAUUGCUAACGAAGAUGGGCCCCAGACCUUAACUGGAAGAUUUAUGUACGGUCCGUUAGAUAUGGUCACACUCACAGGAGAAAAGGUGGACAUUCACAUCAUGACCCAGCCGCCGUCAGGAGAGUGGGUUUACUUUGACACAGAGAUCAGCAACAGCAGUGGCAGGAUUUCGUACGUCAUCCCUGAGAACCGGCGCCUGGGCAUUGGCGUGUACCCCGUCAAGAUGGUGGUCAGGGGCGACCACACGUACGCAGACAGCUACAUCACGGUCCUGCCGAAGGGGACGGAGUUUGUGGUGUUCAGCAUCGAUGGCUCCUUUGCAGCCAGCGUAUCCAUCAUGGGCAGCGACCCCAAAGUCCGCGCCGGAGCGGUCGACGUUGUAAGGCACUGGCAAGACCUCGGCUACCUCAUUAUCUAUGUCACGGGCCGCCCUGACAUGCAGAAGCAGAGGGUGGUAGCGUGGUUAGCACAGCACAACUUCCCCCACGGGAUCGUCUCCUUCUGCGACGGGCUCGUUCACGACCCGCUGCGGCACAAGGCCAACUUCCUGAAAUCCCUCAUCACCGACCUCCACAUGAGGAUCCAUGCGGCGUAUGGAUCUACGAAGGACAUCUCUGUGUACAGCUCCAUCAGCCUCCCGCCCACGCACAUCUACAUCGUUGGCCGACCCACCAAGAAGCUGCAGAGCCAGUGUCAGUUCAUCACGGAGGGGUACGCAGCCCACCUGGCCCAGCUGGAGUACAACCACCGCUCGCGCCCCGCCAAGAACACCACGCGCAUGGCGCUGCGGAAAGGCAGCUUCGGGCUGCCCAGCCAGACCGAGUUCCUGCGCAAGAGGAAUCACCUGCUGCGGACCAUCUCCUCCCAGCCUUCGGCCUCCAGCGGCGGCGCCGGCCACCGCCCCGAGCGCACCCAGAGCCAGUCUGAUGGCGACAAGGAGAGGGACAGAGAGCGCAGCCAAAGAAGCAUGAGCAUCGCCACGGGGUGCUGGGGCCGGAGCACGGCAUCCCGGCUGGAGUCUGGCCUCUUGGGGCAGAAGUAG
Messenger RNA from Leptosomus discolor (cuckoo roller), 3111 nucleotides. NCBI's taxonomy places the organism in Eukaryota, Metazoa, Chordata, Aves, Leptosomiformes, Leptosomidae. The record is from RefSeq and is a predicted model, not a curated record.